Molecule: messenger RNA, 843 nt
Organism: Lytechinus variegatus (green sea urchin)
Lineage: Eukaryota; Metazoa; Echinodermata; Echinoidea; Temnopleuroida; Toxopneustidae
Exons: 5
Coding region: 131-601 (156 amino acids)
Source: RefSeq, a predicted model, not a curated record
UCUGUGCCUGCAGCUGCAGAGACUAAUCCGAUCGUGCGCUGUCAUGUGAUAUGACAACAACAACGUAAUUUUUUUAUAAGUUUGUGAAUUAAAUAUAUUCUCAUUGAAGCCGAUAAUCGAUAUAAACAAGAUGGACGGUGCAGCGUCAGGGUCACCGCCUCCAGUUUAUCAUGAAAUUUCACCAGUAAUGUUAUGGAUGCGGAGGAUAUUUUCAGCUGUCACGAUUAUCAUGGUGGCGCUUGCCAUGUUAUUCUGUCUGAUACAAGGGAAAACAGACAGCACCUUUUAUCUUCUCUUUGUGAAUCUUGUCAUCAGCUGUGUAAUCAUAUCCUUUCUGCUUUGGUGGUACAGAACUGGAGAUUUGAGUGCGAAUAGAUUCUGGUUCAUCAUCCUCGUCGCGAGUGUCAUCAUCUUCCAGUGCAUCACGACCGACAUCUUCGUCUUCAACCACGAGAAGACCAUCGUCCCCGUCACCACCACCGCCCAGCCGACGACCUACACGAUAGGCCCGACCAACAUGACCACACACCAUACCACUCCCAAAGCCCCCUACCAGAAUAAAAUGGAUGGUAUGUUUAUACAAGGAGCAGCUCCUCCCUAGGGGUAAUGAAUGCCCCCCUCCUCUUCCCUACCCGGUCCCCUACUUCCACCACCAUGAAGCCUUGUUCAUGCUGGUGCACUUUUUAAUUGAUAUGAUUUUGAUUUAAUUGAUAUUUUCUAUCAUGCAUUGAUAGAAUAAGCAAUCCUUUGUUGGUUUUGAAACUUUCACUUUUUUCAUUGGUGAAAUUCGAGAUAAUUGAAUUUCAUUUUUGCUAUCCAUAAUGCAGUUUGGCAGUCGGUUUU